UUGGUUGCAUAACCAGCUUAAUUUUAUUCAUUACAAUUUUAAAAAUAAUUAGUCUUCAAAUAUUCAACACAAGCAUUUUGCUCAUAACACAGAAAGAGAUUGAUAAGAAAUAUAUAUUUUUUGUUGAUGUUCAUAGUAAUCAUUGUAGUGACAUAACCCCAUUUAACCUUAAAAGUGAUCAAAAAUGUCGUCAAAUUCUUACGAAGAUUGGAUUUCGAUCUACAAUAACAACAUUAAGACAACAUGGGAGGCAGAAAGGUUAGAACUUCGCAAAAUUUCCAUGAUUUAUUGUGCCUUUCAAACGGAAUUAAACAAACUUAAAACUAGCAUAAGUGAUGAAAUAUUGGCUGUUAAGUCAGAACUGCGUAAAAGAGACUCCUUCCUUAAGCGUAAAACCUUCAAAGGACUGGCACAAUCGGAACAAUUCACUGAAUUAAUCCAGUUGGGCAAAGAAAACCAAACCCCUACCUCGCCCCUGAAACAGCUCGAUUUCAACGACGCCAAAACCGGAGACUUUCUCCCCAAAUCUCCUAUUUUAAGCACUAAAUGCUCGCCAACCUCUCCGUUUAUUUUCCCCCAAGUCCCCGAAACGCCCAAAUGUGACGACUCAAACAUUUUGGAGUGUUCAAUAAUCGAGAACACGCCCGUUGUCAAACCCAAGAAGCGGACAAAACCGUCGUUUAUGACGCAAAAAAGACAAAAAUUGAAAAAUAAGACUAAGCAAGAGACGACUCUCACACAGAUGUUUUUGCAGCCAAGGAAGGAAAAGGAGAUUGAUUCGAAUAUGCCGUCAAUGACCCUCAACGAGAUGAUUAAUUUGAUUAAUGACAGUAGCGGGAGUGAGACUGAGGCCGAGCUUGAGCCAUUGGAGGUGACCACUGAGCCGAAGAAAAGCCCAAUUAGAGAGUCCCCAGAAGUCGCCUUCGAGGAAGUGGUGAGGGGCAAAGCGCGUAAAAAGCUGAAAGGGUGGUCGUGCCACGAGUGUAGGGAUUACUACGAGGUGCUCAAUUUGCCCCCCGAUGAGUUGGAAAAGCGGAAAAAUGAGUGUUCGAGACACAGACGUAAGUUUCAAAGGAAUGAAACGUAUGAGGGGUUUUGGGAUUUGACGUUUGGGCCCACUCCCAAGACCCAAAAUUCGCAAUCGAUGGUUUUCAAUAAGAAAUAAAAUUUAUUAAACAUUAUAUUAUACUAUUACAAAUUUCCUCGCUUC
This is a messenger RNA of Tribolium madens (black flour beetle), 1210 nucleotides long. RefSeq names its product DNA endonuclease RBBP8-like. Gene Ontology annotation, molecular function: Y-form DNA binding; double-strand/single-strand DNA junction binding; single-stranded DNA binding. The transcript is spliced from 6 exons. The coding region runs from base 185 to 1165 and encodes 326 amino acids. Gene Ontology annotation, biological process: DNA double-strand break processing involved in repair via single-strand annealing; double-strand break repair via homologous recombination. Lineage: Eukaryota; Metazoa; Arthropoda; Insecta; Coleoptera; Tenebrionidae. Gene Ontology annotation, cellular component: site of double-strand break. The record is from RefSeq and is a predicted model, not a curated record.